AGGAUGAGGAUGGAUUUUAUCUGCUGAAGUGUCGCUAUGAUGAAGACAGACGCCGGAAUGAUGAACUCUUCAUCGGAACAUCCAUGUUGAUGAGCGCGCGUGUGUUUUAUUCAUGUUUGAUGUGUGACUCAGUCAAGGUGAUGAAGUUGACCUGGAUGCUGCGGCGACUCAAAGUGACACUGAAACCUACCGGACAAACUUAAAGAAGACGCAAAAAAAAUAUAUCAUCUUAUUCCUUCAGCGGAUGGCGUUAUUUUUAUGCCAAGGCAAACAAUCAUUUUGUAUAAAUUAAUUAGUAGAGGUUUAGCGCACAAUAUACAAGAUCUAUGCAUGACAAUGUCACUGUGAGCUGACAGAAGUAACCUUUCUAAUUUAAAUUCAUUUAAUAUAAACUCAACUUUAUUCCGCAAUAUGAAAUGGCUAGCGUGAUGUCAGAACAUGAAUGUGUGACGACACGAACACGCGCGUGUUAUAAAUGACGACAAGUUGACAAACAGCAUUUUAAUUUCUUUGCUUUUCUUUUAUUGUUAAACUUGGUGUACGCUAAGUUGCAGUGUUCAGUGAGGGACAGUAUCUAGUGUGUGUUAUUUUGAGGGACAGUGUCUAGUGUGUGUUAUUUUUAGGGUGAGUGUGUGUUAUUUUGAGGGUUAAUGUUCUGCUGCUCGCUGGUGUUGCUGGUGAUGGGCUGCAUCCAGAGUAUCAGGUGUAAACCCAAGAGUUUUCGGGACAGUAUCACGGUUCUGGAGGUGAACUCCUCCAUCGACUCGAACCCCACCAGUAUCGAUGAGUCCUCGAGCGUGGUGCUGCGCUACCGGACGCCGCAUUUCCGCGCGUCGGCUCGGGUCUUGGUGCCGCCGGUGGCCGGUAAAGAGAGCUGGACUGUCGGCUGGAUUCAGGCGUGCAAUCACAUGGAGUUUUACAACAAAUACGGAACCAAAGGAAUGUCCAGCUGGGAACUCCCGGGUCUGCGAGACGGAACGAUUCGAGCCAUCAGCGACUCGGACGGCGUCAACUACCCGUGGUACGGCAACACGACGGAGACCUGCACGGUGGUGGGCCCUACCAAGAAGGACACCAAGUUCACCGUCAGCAUGAACGAUAACUUCUACCCCAGCGUGACGUGGGGCGUCCCCGUGAGCGACGGUAACGUGCCCAUGCUGAGCAGCAUCUGGAGGGACCAGAGCUUCACCACGUGGCUGGUGGCCAUGAAUCGGGCGUCCGGCGAGAUCCUGGUGCUGCAGACGGUGCGCUGGCGCAUGCGUUUGCACAUCGAGGUCGAUCCGGACAAACCGCUGGGCCGGAGGGCUAAGCUGCGUGAGCCCGUAGCCCAGGAGCAGCCGCAGAUCCUGGGCAAGAACGAACCCAUCCCGCCCGACGCUUUGGUCAAACCCAACGCCAACGACGCUCAGGUCCUGAUGUGGCGUCCCAGGACGGGUGAGGCCGUGGUGGUCAUCCCUCCCAAACACUGAUCCACUUUAUGACAGAUCAAAACAAACCGCUCUACCUGCAAAUCACUGUGCUAAAUCGCAUCUCUGCACAAAGAGAGAUGUCGAUGCUUUUUUUCUUCUUUAGCUUUUAAGAAAAUUGCUUCUGAGCCACUUAGUGUUACUGGAAUAUACGUGCGCGCUUUUCAAAGCGCGUCAUAUUUAUAUUAAAUAGGAAAAUGUCACUUUCUGGACCUGUGAGACGUUUGAUCCCCACUGCCUUAAGUUUACAUUGCUUUCCACCGCAAACGUUUAGCCUUAAAGUGCGAUGAAGUAAACCUCACACAUCCGACCAAUCGAGAGCUGAGAUUUGUGUUCCAAUCGUUUCUGAUUCUCCUCAGCGUCUGACUGAUGGUUUGUGACUGAAUUGUUAUUAUGCAUACAGUAUUUUAAGCAAAAGCUUCAUGUGUUUUAGUUGCGAAAAGAUAUUUGUUUGUCAAGCAGCCAUUGAUGGCCGUGUGAUGUAUUUUACAAGAUUCAAACACUGAAAGAAUAUAUUUUCUGUGUUUGAUUUGUUUAAUGUUUGUUGAAAUGAAUGCAAUUAUGAAUGAAUGAUGUCAUUAUCUGUUUGACCUUUUCACACACCGAGUAAAACAUCAGAAACACAACACUGAGUUUCCUCAAAUAUUUCAGUGAUUUGUAGAUUGAUGUGGAUGAAUCUUAUAUUUCACACUGGACCUUUAGCAUUGUGACAUUUAUAUCAUAUAACAACAUUCAACACAAGGGCACAAUCCUAAAUAAUAUUAAACUUACUAACGCAGAAGUUGCAUUUUGUUGGUUUGUAUGCAGAUAUGAGCAGUAAGACUGAACCCAGCAAGCAAUUUUGCCUAAAACAAGUCUAAUAAACAUUUAACCAUAACCAAGAAUAGAUGAUGCAUAUUAGCACAUGUAAAAGAAAAUGAAAGCAAACACCUUGAACAUCUGUUGACUUUGCAUACAUGAUGAAAUCUCAAAUUUAUUUAGGUAGAAACAGCAUGUAACCAAAUUGAAGGUUAUUUAUUGUAGAAGUGGGUCACUCAUGACUGGAUUAUAUUGGGUCUAUAGUUAGCCUCUCGGUUAUUGCUUGCUGGGAAGUGUUGAAUGUUGUGAUGUGUAACACAAUCUGCAGUCUGUUUGUCAUUAAACUUCAGAUUCACAUACAGCGUGCCAAAUAUAUUGUAAAGACAACAUGCACUGAGUCGAGCGAGAACAUACAGCAGCACUGUUUAAUGAGCUUUAUUUAUUACUUUAGUUCAUAUGCAAUUCUGAUGUCAAGUGUGCAGGAAUAUUUGUGUGAGAGACCACAGAUAUAAUAACAGCUGACGUUUGUAGUAUUCCUGUAUUUGAUCUUCAGUCCAUCAUCAAAACAUCAAUUCACUUGAAAAUGUAAGAAAUGAUAAAGCACCUGAACUCCUGCUUGAUAAAGUGCCAGUUUGACCAUUUGGCCUAAAAGUAUUUUACAGCCGUUUUCAUGCUGCAGGCAACAUGAAAUAUAUGACCUUUUCUAUAUCAAAAGUUUUGAUAAAACUAUAUAAAGAUAUAUAUAUAAUUAUAAAUUCAGCUCAUAACAUGAAACUUACAGUCAGUGUUUAUGUGUGAAACUCUUUACAUUCAGAAAAGGGGCUAUUAUAAAUGAUUAUGAUGUUUAUUUUGCUUUCUUUAGUAGCUUCAUCCUUGACAAUAAUACUUGAAUUAGUGUAUAACACUUUAAACUGUGAAAUGAUUUUUUCAUGAAGAAAUAAAACUGUGAAAUUC
Molecule: messenger RNA, 3218 nt
Organism: Misgurnus anguillicaudatus (oriental weatherfish)
Lineage: Eukaryota; Metazoa; Chordata; Actinopteri; Cypriniformes; Cobitidae
Gene: fam78ab
Product: family with sequence similarity 78 member Ab
Source: RefSeq, a predicted model, not a curated record